Messenger RNA from Haliaeetus leucocephalus (bald eagle), 922 nucleotides. It is a transcript of the gene TMEM33, whose product is annotated as transmembrane protein 33. NCBI's taxonomy places the organism in Eukaryota, Metazoa, Chordata, Aves, Accipitriformes, Accipitridae. Bases 88 to 738 code for a protein of 216 amino acids. Gene Ontology annotation, cellular component: endoplasmic reticulum; membrane. Gene Ontology annotation, biological process: endoplasmic reticulum tubular network organization; membrane organization. The transcript is spliced from 7 exons. The record is from RefSeq and is a predicted model, not a curated record.
GGGGGCGGGAGCUCGGGAGGGGGUGGCGGUCCCGGUCCCGGUCUCCCCUGCCGCAGCUGAGGCGCUUCUCUCCCCGCAGGUGCGGCCAUGGCGGACUCCACGCAGAAUGGGCCCAUGCAAGGCGGGGCCGGCGGCGGAGCCGUGCAAUUUCUGAUGGCUAACAAGUUGGAUACAGCAAUGUGGAUUUCCCGCUUGUUCACAGUUUACUGCUCAGCUUUAUUUGUCCUGCCUCUUCUAGGGUUGCAUGAAGCAGCAAGCUUUUAUCAGCGUGCCUUGCUGGCAAAUGCUCUUACUAGUGCCCUCCGACUACACCAAAGGCUACCACACUUUCAGCUUAGCAGGGUGUUUCUGGCCCAGGCUUUGCUGGAGGACAGCUGCCACUACCUGUUGUACUCUCUUAUCUUUGUGAAUUCCUACCCUGUUACAAUGAGUAUUUUUCCUGUUCUGCUGUUCUCUUUGCUUCAUGCUGCCACAUAUACAAAGAAGGUUCUUGAUGCACGAAGUUCAAACAGUCUGCCCUUUCUGAGAAAUCUUUUGGAGAAACUGAAUGCUAAUCAACAGAAUAUUCUAAAAUUCAUUGCUUGCAAUGAAAUUUUCCUGAUGCCAGCUACAGUUUUUAUGCUCUUCAGUGGGCAAGGGAGUCUGCUCCAGCCAUUCAUUUACUAUAGAUUUCUUACAUUACGCUAUUCCUCUCGGCGAAAUCCAUACUGUCGAAUGUGGAAUACACCUGGAUGCUAAAAAACCCCAAACCAGCUGAUUUAAGAUUACAUUAUUUCAUGUAACUGAACUUUUCUGAAAUGUACCAUCAUCCUUGAAUGGGAGCUUUCAGAACAUGCUUGUGUAAUUAAAAUUGGGAAAAGAAAGUCUCUUAAUUGUUCUGUAACCAUUUGCCAGAAAGAUGUCCUUAUUUUUAGAUUCCAGG